Dothidotthia symphoricarpi CBS 119687 is the source of this 2476-nucleotide messenger RNA. Its product is annotated as mitochondrial heat shock protein-like protein. Bases 275 to 2086 code for a protein of 603 amino acids. Gene Ontology annotation, molecular function: ATP binding; heat shock protein binding; ATP hydrolysis activity. The record is from RefSeq and is a predicted model, not a curated record. Gene Ontology annotation, biological process: protein refolding; cellular response to unfolded protein. Gene Ontology annotation, cellular component: mitochondrion; cytoplasm. The transcript is spliced from 2 exons. NCBI's taxonomy places the organism in Eukaryota, Fungi, Ascomycota, Dothideomycetes, Pleosporales, Dothidotthiaceae.
UCAGCAGCACCUAACACACAUUGACAAUGCUGUCCUCAAGAUUAUCACGCGCUUUGCCGCGUGCGGCUUCAGCUGCCCAGCGUGCGCCCGCCUUCAGGCCCGCCAUGGCCUCCAAGCUCGUGCGAGGAUACGCCGACGAGAAGGUCCAGGGCUCCGUCAUCGGUAUCGAUUUGGGUACAACCAACUCGGCCGUCGCCGUCAUGGAGGGCAAGACACCGCGCAUCAUUGAGAACUCCGAGGGUACGUGCACCGUCCAUCCCCCCACCAGACGCCUAUGCUAACACCACCCCCAGGUGGCCGCACAACACCAUCCGUCGUUGGCUUCACAAAAGAAGGCGAGCGCCUUGUCGGUAUUGCCGCCAAGCGCCAGGCCGUCGUCAACCCCGAAAACACGCUCUUCGCGACCAAGCGUCUCAUCGGCCGCAAGUUCACCGACAGUGAGGUCCAGAAGGACAUCCAGCAGGUGCCCUACAAGAUCGUCCAGCACACCAACGGCGAUGCCUGGCUCGAGGCCCAGGGCCAGAAGUACUCGCCCUCGCAGGUCGGUGGCUUCGUCCUCGGCAAGAUGAAGGAGACCGCCGAGUCCUUCAUGGGCAAGAGCGUCAAGAACGCCGUCGUCACUGUCCCCGCCUACUUCAACGACUCUCAGCGUCAGGCCACCAAGGACGCCGGUCAAAUCGCCGGUCUGAACGUCCUCCGUGUCGUCAACGAGCCUACUGCCGCCGCCCUCGCCUACGGUCUUGACAAGGCCACCGACAACGUUGUUGCUGUCUACGAUUUGGGAGGUGGUACUUUCGAUAUCUCCAUUCUCGAGAUUCAGAGCGGUGUCUUCGAGGUCAAGUCCACCAACGGUGAUACUCAUCUCGGCGGAGAAGACUUCGACAUCACCCUCGUCCGCCACCUCGUCCAGCAGUUCAAGAAGGAGCAGGGCAUCGACCUAAACAGCGACCGCAUGGCUAUCCAGCGUAUCCGUGAGGCUGCUGAGAAGGCCAAGAUUGAGCUGUCUUCCUCUGCCCAGACCGACAUCAACCUGCCCUUCAUCACUGCCGACGCAUCUGGACCCAAGCACAUCAACACCAAGCUCACCCGCUCCCAGCUCGAGAAGAUGAUGGACCCGCUCAUCAGCAGGACCGUCGACCCCGUCCGCAAGGCUCUCAAGGACGCCAACCUCCAGGCCAAGGACAUCAACGAGGUCAUUCUCGUUGGUGGCAUGACCCGUAUGCCCAAGGUCACCGAGUCCGUCAAGAGCAUCUUUGGCCGUGACCCUGCCAAGUCUGUUAACCCCGACGAGGCCGUCGCUAUUGGUGCUGCUAUCCAGGGUGCUGUUUUGGCUGGUGAGGUUACCGACCUCCUCCUGCUCGAUGUCACUCCUCUGUCCCUUGGUAUCGAGACUCUCGGUGGUGUUUUCACCCGUCUGAUCAACCGCAACACCACUAUCCCCACCAAGAAGUCCCAGGUCUUCUCCACUGCCGCUGACUUCCAGAGCGCUGUCGAGAUCAAGGUUUACCAGGGAGAGCGUGAGCUCGUCCGUGACAACAAGCUUCUAGGCAACUUCCAGCUUGUUGGCAUCCCCCCUGCUCACCGUGGUGUUCCCCAGGUCGAGGUCACCUUCGACAUUGACGCUGACUCCAUUGUCCACGUUCACGCCAAGGACAAGUCCACCAACAAGGACCAGUCUAUCACCAUUGCCUCCGGCUCCGGUCUCUCCGAUUCCGAGAUUGAGAACAUGGUUCGCGAUUCGGAGCAGUACGCUGAGUCCGACAAGGAGCGCAAGAACGCCAUUGAGGCUGCCAACCGCGCUGACAGCGUUGUCAACGACACUGAGAAGGCCCUCAAGGAGUUCGAGGACCGCCUCGACAAGACCGAGGCUGAGAAGAUCAAGGAGAAGAUCUCCGCUAUGCGCGAGUUCAUCUCCCAGAGCCAGGCUGGUGAGGGCAGCGCCACCGCUGCUGAGAUCAAGGAGAAGACCGACGAGCUCCAGAACGCCAGCUUGAGCCUCUUCGACCAGAUGCACAAGGCCCGCAACGAGAGCCAGAACCAGAGCGAGCAGCCCAAGCCUGAGGAGGAGGGUGAGAAGAAGCCAUAGAUGCUUUGAUCUCUGAAUCUUCGUUUCGUUAUUCCUCUUGGUGUUUGUUUUCUUGGUCAAAAAGCAGGCGUCUUGCAUUUGGUCACGAUCAUGGUCUCGGUUGGGAGUCUCUAGACUUGUACAUUUUCUGUCCAUGUGUUUGAUCAUCUUGUACCUAUACCUCUCUUCUACGGCCUUCUCUUCUCUGUUAGCGUUUGUUUUAUUACCCAUGUACGACUUUUCUCAAUGUCGUCAUUAACGAGUCCUCCACGAGGAGGCAGGAGCGCCAUGUCAUGAUUGCUGUCACAGCAUAUGGAGGAGAUGAAUUGUAUGAUAGCGUUGAAAUGUGAGAUAUAAUCAGAUGUUGCUUCACCCCUCUACAACUAUUACCAUUUUUUACUGAGUGCUUCA